AUGAUCUCUUCUCACGAUGUUUCACUAAUUUCUAUUCGAAUAGGAAUCACUAUCGCUGGUGGAUUCUAUCUGAACUUUGAUAUUUGUGAACCGAUUCAGCUGGAAGCUGUGGACCAACAAUUAUGACAAUUGGUAGAAUUUGCUUCUCCAUAUUCCACACGUCAAUUAGUGAAUUCAUCUGAAUUGCCAAUGGAUCAAAUUGUCAGCGUUAGUUUAGAAGAAGAACAACAUUGUAAUUAUCGUCGUUUACUUGUAUCGUAUGGUGCUUAUCUUCCGCAAAAAAAUACAAAUUUUUUCACUUCAUUAUAUAACAUUAAUGCCUCCCAUUCAUGGAUUGCCUGCAUUGAUUGCAAUGACAUUUGCACCAACUAUGGAAUUGAGAUCACGAUAUGGACAUUGGAUUCGAUGUGCAAAUAUCUACUGAAGGCCUUGUUUAAAUCAAUAAAAUUCGCAAACAAAUGA
Adineta ricciae is the source of this 462-nucleotide messenger RNA. Lineage: Eukaryota; Metazoa; Rotifera; Eurotatoria; Adinetida; Adinetidae. The record is from the annotation of a GenBank genome assembly.